Mollisia scopiformis is the source of this 405-nucleotide messenger RNA. RefSeq lists its product as uncharacterized. The record is from RefSeq and is a predicted model, not a curated record. Gene Ontology annotation, molecular function: protein binding. The coding region runs from base 1 to 405 and encodes 134 amino acids. Lineage: Eukaryota; Fungi; Ascomycota; Leotiomycetes; Helotiales; Mollisiaceae. The transcript has a single exon.
AUGGCAGAGCACACCUUUACUUUCGAUACUGCCGGUGACUUGACCCUCGUGGUAGGCACUGAGCUUGAGGGAGUGGAACAACAAACAUUCCUCAUAUGCUCAAAAGAUCUCUCACGCUCAUCUCCUGUCUUCAAAGUCAUGCUUUACGGUCCUUUCAAGGAAGCCCAGAACUCUACAAGCGCCUGCCCAUGGACUGUGGGGUUGCCAGAAGAUAACCCAGUCGCAUUCAAGACCUUUCUCCACAUCAUGCACUCUCAAUUCGAAGAGGUCCCAGAUGUUUUGGGCCUGAAAGACAUUAGAGAUCUGCUGGAGUUGUCCAACAAAUACGAUAUGGUGCAUCUUCUGAGACCAUGGGCUAAGACUUGGUUUCAACCUCAUGUAACUACGCAACAAGUGAUCGACUAG